Messenger RNA from Lingula anatina, 740 nucleotides. RefSeq lists its product as uncharacterized. Lineage: Eukaryota; Metazoa; Brachiopoda; Lingulata; Lingulida; Lingulidae. The record is from RefSeq and is a predicted model, not a curated record.
UUUAUGUGCGAACUGUUCAGUAAGGUCUGAGUAGUGUUAAUAUCAUGUGACUGGUCACUUGAGUAGUGUUAUCAAAUAGAAGGUGAUGAGGAAAAGUAGAUUUUAGAGUUAGGUCAUUCGAAGGCUCUUUCGCAUUCCGUGAAGAUGGCAGAGAAUGAUCAAACUGAUUCGGGUCCACGCCCCGAAGACCCAGAAAGACAAGAAGAUUGUGUGGCUGGGGAGGAAUGCUAUAGCUGUGUUACCUACAUGUACAUGUUUGAAACAGACAACAAACUGGGAAGCACCGCAAUUAGAAAUGCCCUGGCACAACUUCCCACAGACGAAAAUUGUGAGGCGGGCCGAAUCGCUAAUCUUGGCAAAACAUCUUGUAGCAGAGGCUGUGAGAAGGCUAAUGUGACGAUGCAUUUUUAUGUUCAGUAUUUGGACGACCACAAAGUUCCGAUAAGAACAGUGUCACGUGGUUGCGCAAAUGACGCCAGUGCCGGAAGUUCAGUUUUAAUCAGUGACAACGGCUGCCGCAAGCCGGCGGGUGAAGACGACCUGUCUGUAGGAGCGGGGGCAGUCUUCAAAAUUCUAGAGUCCUUUGGGGCGCCUCAGAUGUUUCGCCCGACUGGAGAGAUAUGCAAGUGUCGUGGAAACCUCUGCAACAGCUCAACGUCAUUGUUUGCCUGUGGAAUAUUACUGGCAAGCUGUCUUUUCUUGAUUGCAGCUGUAAAGAGCGUCCUUUAGUAACCGUGGCA